Messenger RNA from Contarinia nasturtii (swede midge), 1129 nucleotides. RefSeq names its product protein lines-like. The transcript has a single exon. The record is from RefSeq and is a predicted model, not a curated record. The coding region runs from base 42 to 1103 and encodes 353 amino acids. Lineage: Eukaryota; Metazoa; Arthropoda; Insecta; Diptera; Cecidomyiidae.
CAUCAUUGUGUUAUACAACGACAUUGGCUCUGCAACCAGAAAUGCCACAAGCCACAACUGAUUUGGCCACCCAGCUAUUCAACAGUGCGAAAGAUAAUAGAAAUAAUAUCUUUUCGUCGUUACCAAAUCAUGAGAUUGAAGCCGAAAACAGUAUCAAUUUCAUUGGUUACAAACAUUCAACCAUAGUUUAUGAUGUCUCAUCGUAUUGUUUGAGUACAGAAAAUGAAAAAAAUCAACAUGACGACAGUGAUGAUGGCGAUAGCGAAAGUUCCGAAAUUGAGCUAGAACUAAAUGAACAUUUUAAUAAAUCGAUCGAUUUUACUUUACUACAAAAAUUAGUGCUCUUAGUAUUGAAGGCCAUUGCUGUUACCGUAAGACCGAUCGGAGGUGGUGAUUCAUCGGAUAGUUCGAUGGAUAGUUGCAGUAGCAGCAGUAGUGUGGAAACAGUUGAAAAUGAUUGGACACAUAUUGAGCAAGUAACAAAGGAUGCGUUCGAAAAAAUUCAAUCUUUUUUGAGAAAUAAAUUGAAUUUUCAUCCCGAAACGCAUUUCAGCAAAGUGAUAGUGCACCUGUUCAGCAAUCAAGAUGAUUAUUUACUUGAAGCAAUGCUGUGUAUGUUGGGUACAACUAUUGCUUUUUUACCACGACAACCCCCAUUCGGCAGUACAACAAACCGUCAAUCGAGCAAUUCAAACAAUGAUCGGCCAAUAUUACGAAUGCUUAUCGAAAUAAUUAGUCCAGUGUACACUUUUUUAGAAUUUUUAGAAUUAAUUCAAUACGGUAUGCAAACAAUGCUCGAUUUUUUAAUCACUGAUGAGACUUGUUUCCUCCUCUAUUUUCUGCGUUUCCUCAAAUACAUUCGCAGUGACUGGACAAUGUUUCAAAAACAAUGCAACAAGUGGCAUAGUUCAUCCAGUGCUAUGCGAACUAACUGUCAUUCCGAAAAACAACCAUAUAAACGUGUGAUGGACGUUCUGAUUCAGCUGCGCUUGAAAUUGGAUCGUUUGGUGUUCCAGAGACUAUUUCCAUAUGAUAUUACACCAUUGCUUCAACUAAUGCGUCAGUGUGAAAGCCUCUACGAAGAAAACUAUGGACUUUGCUAAAUAAUACGUAAAAAAUGAAGUAAAAA